AUGUCAGAAAGAGAUUUCGAUGUUUUCGCACGCCUGCAGUAUGGGCCAUGGGAAGCGCCAGAUAACUUCCAUGAUGACCCUGAAUUGGCACUAUGGACGAUGGUUGAUGGCUACUCGGCCUGAUGUCAAGCUAAAAAGUGGAAGUUUUAUUUAGCACAGACAGUAAGAGACAAAUUCGCAACAAUGAAUAUGAAAGGACUCUUUGCAUUGUUUGCAAACAAAAGAUCUGUUCGAGGGGAUGUCACACUGUCGAUGGACACUGUCUGUCCUUUGUUUGAUCAGCGAGUGGCGGUAUCCAUUAGUGACAAUGGCGACGGUUCGUACGCUUUAUUUGUUAUAACUUCUAUGGCUCGUCUCGAAAGCGAACCGAUGGUAUGA
Molecule: messenger RNA, 378 nt
Organism: Loa loa (African eye worm)
Lineage: Eukaryota; Metazoa; Nematoda; Chromadorea; Rhabditida; Onchocercidae
Exons: 4
Coding region: 1-123 (40 amino acids)
Source: RefSeq, a predicted model, not a curated record